UUGUAUUUGUCACAAAUAUUAAGUAAUGUGACACCGACAUUAGCAUAUCCACAUUGAAUGCUUCCACUUCUAAUGCUCAAUACAAAGUAAACCACCUUUUCUUUAUUUUAUGGUAUUGUAACAUAUUAUUCAAUAAUAUAAAUAAUACUGCACACCUGUUAAAUUUGUAAAUUUAAAAUACAUUAUAUUGUGUAACAGAGUAAAACGUAAUGUGACGCGUGUCCCGGGACCUCAUCAGCGUCGCCCUGGAAACGGAGGAGGAUCACCUGCACGUCGCUAACACGGGCUGGCCGGCCACACCUGGAGCCCAUUAAGACGCGGAUAAAAGGACGCCAGAACGGGAGAGGGGUGAGAUAUGACUCCAGUUGGCGCAUCACUAACUUCCCUCUCCCUCUGCCCUAGACAGCAGCGUCUGACCGGCCAGCCCACAGCACGAAGACUGCACGGACACCAGACCCGCACCUACGCAGAGCACGGAAGCACUAGUGGAUCCUGGAGCACGAUAAUCUCACGCAUGAGCACUACGGCACGCUUUCACUCACCAAUAAACGCACCCUUCGGGGCCUUUAUUGACCCUCCGUGUCGUGUGAUUCUUCCUCCCGUUACACUGGUGGAGAAUGCGGGCAUAGCACGGGAAGAAUCACCGACCGGCACCGUUUGUUUCCCCCGUUCUAACGUCUCGUCUUUUUUUUCUGUUUUCACUCAGGCGGCGACUCCUCCCCAGCCAUGGAUGAGCUGUUAAAACAUCUAACCGAGGUCAGCAUUCGACAGCAGCAGAUCGUCGAGCACAUGGUGGCCCGACAAGGAGAGGUGGAGCGGGAAAUCGCCGCCCUCCGGACCGCCUCCGCCCAGCGGGUUCCGCUGCCCGACCCCCGUGUCCGAGCACCAGCGCUUCUCCCGAAGAUGACGGCCCACGAUGACGUCGAGAGCUUUCUCAUGAUGUUUGAGACAACGGCGAGUCAGGAGGGCUGGCCCCAGGACGAGUGGGCGCGCGCGCUGGCACCGCUGCUUACCGGCGAGCCCCAACACGCCUAUUUUUCGAUGCCGUCGGAAGUGCGAAACUCCUACGAAGAAUUGAAAAAGGAAAUCCUAUCCCGAGUGGGCCUCUCACCCAUCGCGGCGGCACAAUGCGGAACCCGCUCACCAUAGGAGAUCUGGUUGAUGCCAUCGAGUUGGCGGAGGCGGCCCAGCGUCGGGAGGCUGGGGAGCGAGCGCCACCGAUUCCCCGGAGGGUGCACCAGGAGCGACGCGCGCCGGAGGGUACCUAUCGGCCAGUAGGCAGGCCGGCGGCUCCCGAGCCCCAGGACGAGCCGAUGCCCACGGAGCCGCCCACCGCACCACAUCAGGCAUGGCUGGCAGGUUGCUUCGUCCACCAUGAGCCCCCACUGGCGGCCCCGAAGAUCCACGUCGAGGUCAACGGCCGGACCUUCCGGGCUCUGCUGGACUCGGGCAGUGCGGUCAGUCUUAUACAGUCGACGGUGGUAUCCCCGCGGUCAGGAUCCAAGGCCGUGCUCCCCAUCACCUGCGUGCAUGGCGAUACGCGCCAGGUCCCCGCACGACGUGUCAACAUCACCGCUGCCUCUGGCUCCUGGCCCGUCGAAGUGGGCUUAGUGAAGGACCUUCCCGUCCCGGUCCUCCUAGGACGGAAUUGGCCAGGAUUCGACCGCCUGCUCGCCGACGCCACCCAACCUGCCAGCCCGGCCGGGAGCCGCCGCACUCGGAGAUUCAGCCGUCGUCCCCGCCGGAGCGCCGCCCUGCUGGCCUCGGACAGCCCCCGAGAUGGUGAGUCCCCCUCUCAAACCACUAACCUCUUUUAUGACAUCUUUCAACAGGUUAAGGGAGGUGGGACCUUUGCGAAGGAACAGCUCGGGGACGAGCGGCUGAAGCAUUGCUGGGCGCAAGUGAGGGUGACCGAAGGAAAGGAAGUGCAACCACCGCCCCACCCGGUCCCCCACUUCAUUGUGGAAAACGGCCUGCUCUACUGUGUCGCACCGCGAAGGGGGGAGGAGAAACAAUUGCUGGUAGUGCCGCGGACCAAGACGGAGACAGUGAUAGAGCUCGCCCACUCCCAUCCCAUGGCCAGUCACCUAGGGGCCCACAACACCAUCCAACGAAUUCGGGAUCGGUUCCACUGGCCCGGACUAGAUGCGGAGGUGAGGCGCUUCUGCCGCGCCUGCCCCACGUGCCAGCCGACCUCGCCCAGCACUCCUCCCCCCAGCCCGCUGAUUCCCCUGCCCAUCAUAGAGGUACCCUUCGAGCGAAUUGGCAUGGAUCUCGUGGGGCCGUUGCCGAAGUCCGCCCGGGGCCAUGAACACAUCCUGGUCAUCGUGGAUUAUGCCACUCGCUACCCCGAAGCCAUUCCCCUCCGGAAAGCAACAUCGAAGGCGAUCGCCCAGGAACUCUUCCUGUUGUGUAGUCGAGUUGGCAUCCCCGCGGAGAUAUUGACCGACCAAGGCACCCCGUUUAUGUCCCGGACCAUGGCCGACCUCUGUCGGCUCCUGCAGGUUAAACAGCUCCGCACCUCAGUCUACCACCCGCAGACCGAUGGGCUGGUUGAAAGAUUCAACCAAACCUUGAAGCGGAUGCUCCGUCGGGUGGCCGCGGAGGAUAAACGGGAUUGGGACCGAAUGCUCCCGUACGUCCUUUUUGGAAUUAGAGAGGUGCCCCAAGCGUCGACCGGUUUCACCCCAUUCGAACUCCUGUUCGGACGUCAACUCGAUGUCGCCAAGGAAGCCUGGGAGCAACAACCGGCCGCCCAUCGGUCCAUGAUCGAGCACAUCCGUGAGAUGAGGGAACGGAUCGACAGGGUCAUGCCGAUGGUCCGGGAGCACCUCACCAAGGCUCAGCAGGCCCAACAACGGCACUAUGACCGGGCAGCCAAACCGCGGGAGUUUCAGCCCGGAGACCUCGUCCUGGUCCUGGUCCCGACCGCGGCCUGCAAAUUUCUAGCCAAGUGGCAGGGGCCAUUCACGGUGACGGAAAAGGUGGGACCCGUCACCUAUCGCGUACGCCAACCCGGGAAACGAAAAGAGGAGCAACUAUAUCACGUGAAUCUCCUGAAACGGUGGGUCGGGACGAGGACCCAACUGGCCGCCCUAGCCACCACCACUCCCGUGGUUGUAGACGUUAACCCCCACCUGUCGGCUGCCCAGAAGACGGAGCUGCAACACCUGGUCGGUCAAUUCUCCGACGUGUUCUCUCCACUCCCCGGGCGGACCCAUGUCCUUCAGCAUGACAUCCGCACACCACCCGGCACCAUCGUCCGGCAGCGGCCCUAUCGAGUGCCAGAGGCUCGGCGACACGCCAUUGAAGAGGAAGUGCAGGAGAUGCUGAAGUUAGGAGUAAUCGAGCCCUCGCGCAGCCCCUGGUCCAGCCCCAUCGUUAUGGUCCCGAAACAGGAUGGCACCCUCCGCUUUUGUAAUGACUUCCGCCGCCUAAACGAGGUCUCCGAAUUUGAUGGGUAUCCCAUGCCGCGGGUGGACGAACUCCUGGAUCGGCUGGGGAGGGCCCGAUAUAUCUCCACCCUGGAUCUCACCAAAGGUUACUGGCAAGUGCCCCUGUCGGAUGACGCCAAACCGAAGACCGCCUUCUCCACCCCCAGUGGGCACUGGCAGUAUCGGGUCCUCCCCUUCGGCCUGCAUGGGGCCCCAGCCACCUUCCAAAGGCUAAUGGACAUCUUGCUGAGGCCCCAUCAACCCUACGCCGCGGCCUACCUGGAUGACGUCAUAGUCCAUUCGGAGACCUGGGAGGACCACCUAGAGCGGCUGCGGAGGGUGCUCAUGGAGCUGCGCAGGGCGGGACUAACCGCCAAUCCCCGGAAAUGCCACCUCGCCCUCGAUGAAGCCAAGUACCUGGGCUACCAGGUGGGCCGGGGACUUAUCAAACCUCAAGAGAAGAAGGUAGCGAUUCUCUCGGCCCCACGGCCCACCUCCAAGACCCAGGUACGUGCCUUUUUGGGAUUGGCGGGAUACUAUCGGUGUUUCAUCCCUAACUUCUCCUUCUUAGCCGCACCCCUGACAGACCUGACCAGGAAGGGGCAGCCAGAGAAGGUCGCCUGGGGACACACCGAAGAGGAGGCGUUUAAGAAGGUGAAGGAGGCUCUCACCGCGGCGCCGGUGCUCCGAGCCCCGGACUUUAACUGCCCCUUCCUGCUGCAAACAGACGCCUCCGACACCGGGUUGGGAGCCGUCCUAUCCCAGGUACAGGACGGUGAGGAACACCCGGUGAUUUACAUCAGCCGAAAGCUGACCCCCACGGAGCAACGGUACGCCGCCGUGGAAAAGGAAGCAUUGGCCGUCAAGUGGGCAGUCCUGGAGCUCAGGUAUUACCUACUCGGCCGGAAGUUUACGCUCUUCACCGAUCACGCCCCUCUCCAAUGGAUGGCAUGGGCCAAGGAGACGAAUGCGAGGGUCACCCGCUGGUUCCUGGCGCUCCAGGACUUCCACUUCACCGUACAACAUCGGGCGGGGACGGCCAACGCCAACGCCGACGGACUUUCCCGGAUCUGGUCAGCUUUCGCAGACAGCAGCGUCUGACCGGCCAGCCCACAGCACGAAGACUGCACGGACACCAGACCCGCACCUACGCAGAGCACGGAAGCACUAGUGGAUCCUGGAGCAUGAUAAUCUCACGCACGAGCACUACGGCACGCUUUCACUCAC
This is a messenger RNA of Onychostoma macrolepis, 4661 nucleotides long. RefSeq lists its product as uncharacterized. The transcript is spliced from 2 exons. Lineage: Eukaryota; Metazoa; Chordata; Actinopteri; Cypriniformes; Cyprinidae. Gene Ontology annotation, biological process: DNA integration; proteolysis. The coding region runs from base 1128 to 4535 and encodes 1135 amino acids. The record is from RefSeq and is a predicted model, not a curated record. Gene Ontology annotation, molecular function: nucleic acid binding; aspartic-type endopeptidase activity.